AUGUCGGACAACAUUCCUAUCGAACUCCAAUCGGAAAUCAUCAAAAGGGUUCCUGUCAAAUCUUUGCUUCAGUUCAGAUCCGUUUCAAAGCGAUGGAAAUCGCUGAUCGAAAGCUCUGAAUUUAUUGCUGAUCACAGCGUCAACCAGACUCAGCCGCAUCAUCUUCUGUUAAGGUACACUGAACGUUCAGAGCUCAAAUAUGUUUCCAUUGUUGAUGAUGAUAGUUUUCCGCAACACAAGUUUUUCCCUACUGUUCCUCCGACUGCUAAGCUACUUAAGUAUAACCGAAUGAACUAUUCCUCUCACGGAUUGGUGUGCUUGUGCGGUUUUGUUCAUGAUCUCAAGAAGCAUCUUAUUGUUCUUUGGAACCCAUGGAUUAGGAAAUCUGUUGAAAUUGUAUUUCCUUAUAUAUUGAAUGCUCUUGGUUUUGGGGUUUGUCCUAAAACUAUGGACCCUAAGAUUGUCAACAUUACGUGUAAAGCUAACGCUCAAGUUUAUACAUUAAGCUCUCGGGCUUGGAGACACGUAUCAACCAAUCUGCGUGUGCCCGAGACCGGGUUUAGCUUUAAAUCUUAUCAUGAAGUUAUAGAUGGGAUUAUUUAUUGGGUUACUUGUAAUGAGAGUGGAUCUUGUGGUAAGAUAAUUUCAUUUAAUUUGACAAGUGAAGAAUUUGGAUUGAUAGAGCUUCAAGAUAGUUUAGAAGACCCUGGACAUCUAUGCAUCUCUAAGGUUAAGGAGUCUGUUGUUGUGCUUAAUUACGAUAAAUCAGACGAAGCUUGCGGUGUAUGGAUGAUGACCAAAAAUGUUGAUCCAAAAUCAUUGCUUAUAAAAUUAUUCACUGUGAGUUUUAAGGCAUUUCAUGAUUCGAUAUAUCAUAGAAUUGUUGGAUUUAGGAAGAAUGAUCAACCGAUAAUUGAACACCAUCGUAGAAGGUAUGGUUUUCGAUUAACAACACUUGAAGUUUAUGAACCCUGCACGGAACAGAGCAAUGAUAUUGGGACCGAUAUGUGCUUCAUGAUAAAGAAUGAUUCGCGCUUCAUGACAACCUUCCACACAGAAUCACUACUUCUGCUUAAUCAUCCUGGUUCCAUCGCUCAUUGA
Messenger RNA from Helianthus annuus (common sunflower), 1101 nucleotides. RefSeq names its product putative F-box protein At3g16590. The record is from RefSeq and is a predicted model, not a curated record. Bases 1 to 1101 code for a protein of 366 amino acids. NCBI's taxonomy places the organism in Eukaryota, Viridiplantae, Streptophyta, Magnoliopsida, Asterales, Asteraceae. Gene Ontology annotation, molecular function: protein binding. The transcript has a single exon.